Rhincodon typus (whale shark) is the source of this 2438-nucleotide messenger RNA. RefSeq names its product fibrinogen alpha chain. Bases 1 to 2298 code for a protein of 765 amino acids. Gene Ontology annotation, molecular function: signaling receptor binding. The record is from RefSeq and is a predicted model, not a curated record. The transcript has 6 exons. NCBI's taxonomy places the organism in Eukaryota, Metazoa, Chordata, Chondrichthyes, Orectolobiformes, Rhincodontidae. Gene Ontology annotation, cellular component: fibrinogen complex. Gene Ontology annotation, biological process: protein polymerization; blood coagulation; platelet activation.
AUGAGAGCUGAACAAGCCUUUGGUUUGUUUGUAUGCUUCAUGUUAGUUGACUGGAUUCAGGCCCAGUCUUCACUUGUACCUUGGGGUCCUCAACCCAUUGGAAAUGGUGACCAAUUUAAAUCUACUCAGUGUUCAGAGAAGAAUUGGCAGAUUUGUACGAAUGGUGACUGGGGCUCUAAAUGUCCAUCUGGGUGUAGAAUGCAGGGAUUAAUCAAGACUGAGAAUCAACAAAAUGAUAACAGGAUCCAGGAGAUUCGACAGAUGUUGGACAUGUAUUCCACAGUAUUUGAGAACGCUCAUAUUACGGUGACUGAAGCUGUCAACAGAAUCAGACAGACUCUAAGCAGGAUAGGUGGACUUGGCGACACUUACUAUCAGUUGGUGGAUCAUCUGAAUUCCAGACUUACCAUGUUGCAGAACAAGACUAAUGAUCAAAGUCUCAAGUUAAAACUAUUAAAAAAUAACAUGUUAGAGCAAUUCAAGGUUGUCUCAAGACUGGAGGUUGACAUUGACAUCAAGAUACAAUCUUGCAAAGGAUCUUGUGCAAAGUCAGUUGUUUACAGUGUCAACAAAGAGAGUAAUGUCCGAGUGGAGAAAUCCCUCCAAUCAAUGACAGGCAUAAAACUGGACAGGAUUGUGAAUGACAAGCCAAUACAUAAGCUCAAACUGAGUUUGAUGAAGAAAUCUGAGGAACGAACUAGAUUCAAAUCUGCAUCUGAUAUUGAUCAUGAAUAUCCUAGGUUCUGGGACGAUGUCCACACUAGAUUAAUUACCAUAGAAAAUGAUGUACCACAUGCAAAUUCACAACUAGAUCCUGACUUUUUUGAAGAUUCAUUCUUAACUUCUACGCCAAUGACUCCAAAGAUUAUAUCCACAAUCAAAGAUGUUGACAAUCAUACAAUUAGCAUGAAGGGUAGUUUUGUGCCCUUAACCCAUGGACUAAAUAGCACAGAGAAAAUGUAUGUAUCCCUAAAGCAGGGCAGCCUUGAUAAUAGGAUUGAAGAGCCACUUUUCAUAAAUGUUUCAGUCAAAUCAACUUCUUCAUAUAGUUCUUAUUCCACCAAAUCAAACCACUCUGUAUCUGGUUCUAAAAUUGUCAUAAAUCAAACUUUCACCAAACAUAGUGACACAAAGACAGUCAAUCAAGCUGCUUCUUCCGAUUUGUCAAUCCUCAAUUCAAGCCAAACAGAUUUUAAAGAAUUACCGUUGCAACAAACAAGUAAAGGCUCUUCUGUUCAUUUAGCUCAAACAAAGAACAGUAGCUCUGGUGAUUUCACCGAUUAUUCAACUUUGGGGCAUUUUGACAAUUCUGUAAUGACUAACAACAGAAAACAUGCCUGCCCUUCAACCAAAGAGGUGACAAAUUCUAAAGACAAUGCACCUCAUGCUGAAUCUGUUAACUGUAGCUGUAGCCAUCAGUCCACCAAUACAAAGGAUUCUAAGGGCUUUUCAAAAUCCUCAAAUACCACCCAAGUUACUUUGAAACUAAACUUGCCUUUUGAUGAUGAAACUAGAGAGGAGCGUGUGGAUUUGCAGCCCCGUAGCUUUAACAUUGAUAAAGUGCAGAAGAUUGAAGGCUACAUUGGGAAAGAUUGCAAGGACAUCAUACAAAAGCAUGCAUCUGGUAAUGAAAAUGGUUUAUUCAAGAUAAAACCUACUGGAUCUGCUGACAUUGUGACAGUUUACUGUGAUCAGAGCACUGAACUGGGUGGUUGGGUGCUGGUUCAGCAGCGAAUGAAUGGAUCAGUUAACUUUAACCGAUCCUGGGACGACUACAGACAGGGAUUUGGUAGCAUUGACAAACAAGGCCAUGGAAACAUCUGGCUGGGAAAUGAAAUCCUCCAUUUACUCACACAGAAGGAAAGCAUUUUUCGUAUAGAGCUAGAGGACUGGUCAGGGAAUGAGGCAUUUGCUGAAUACACUGUAACUGUGGGUUCUGAAUCAGAAAGCUAUAGGCUAAACAUUGCCAAUUAUGGAGGAAAUGCUGGGGAUGCAUUAAUAACAGGGCUACCAUUAGAUAGUGAACAUACCUCCCAUGCAAAUAUGAAAUUUAGUACUUAUGACAGAGAUAACGACAAAUGGGAGGAGAACUGUGCAAAAUUUUAUGGAGGAGGUUGGUGGUACAAUAGUUGUCAGUCAGCUAAUCUAAAUGGAAUUUACUACCAGGGGGGAUUGUAUGAUCCUCGUAACAACAUGCCAUAUGAAAUAGAAAAUGGGGUGGUAUGGGUCCCCUUCAAAGGUAGCGACUACUCCCUUAAGGUGGUAAGAGCAAAAAUCCGACCAACAGCUUCAAGUUAGACAAAGAGUUUCUGUUGUUAGUUAUUCAAAGGAUAGUGCAAGUUUUAUGUUUGACUUGCACAGAAAAAUUGACCUCUUUACAUCAUCUGGACUAUCGGAACACUUGAAUAAAUUGUUGAAAGAUCUGCACCAACAUUGAA